Molecule: messenger RNA, 1101 nt
Organism: Fonsecaea multimorphosa CBS 102226
Lineage: Eukaryota; Fungi; Ascomycota; Eurotiomycetes; Chaetothyriales; Herpotrichiellaceae
Exons: 2
Coding region: 1-1101 (366 amino acids)
Molecular function (GO): oxidoreductase activity
Source: RefSeq, a predicted model, not a curated record
AUGCCGCGAAACGCUGUCACUAUUCGCAAAGUCGAAGGCGACCCCGGGAAGGUGUACUAUCCGCUCGAGAGAAUGACCUACGUCGAACCAGAGCCCGAGAAAGAGGAGGCCAUUGUGCAAAUGACGGCAGCAGCUCUCAAUCAUCGAGACUUUUUCAUCCGAAAACAUCUCUAUCCGGGUACGACAUUUGGGGUUCCUCUCCUGUCCGAUGGCUGCGGUGUCGUCUCUGCGACAGGGUCGUCGGCCGAUGCCAAAAGGUGGUUGGGGAAGCGAGUUAUUCUGAAUCCAGGCGUCGGGUGGGAGUCCAGUCCUGAAGGACCUGAGGACUCGGCGGGAUAUAGAUAUCUCGGGGGGACCAAGUUUCACCUGCAGGGAACUUUGUCCGAGACUGUUCGUGCCACCUGGCUUGAGGUUGAGGAGGUCCCAGAACACCUGACUGACAUCGAAGCUGCUGCUUUGCCACUAGCCGGACUGACUGCCUGGCGGGCUCUUGUCACCAAAAGUGGAGCCGCGGCUCCAGGUCGGAAUAUCCUGGUCACGGGCAUCGGAGGCGGAGUGGCUUUGAUGGUGUUGUUGUUUGCAUCAGCAAUGGGAGUCAACGUUUAUGUGACCAGUGGAUCAGACGAAAAACUCGAGAAAGCCAGGUCCCUCGAAGCCCGCGGAGGGGUGAACUACAAAGCCAACUCGUGGGAGAAAGAGCUUCUGAAGUUGUUGCCUGCGGAAAUGCCUUUCUUUGAUGCGAUUAUCGACGGGGCUGGGGGCGAUGUCGUGCAAGGAGGUGUGAUAGUGUCAUAUGGUAUGACCCUCGGCCCUGAAGUAACCUAUUCAAUGAGUGCUGUUUUGAAGAAUAUCGAGAUACGUGGGUCUACAGGAGGCUCUCGCAAGGAAUUUCGUGAUAUGGUCCGAUUCGUCAAGGACCAUCAUGUCCGUCCGGUCAUCUCGUCCGUGGUCACCAAUGCUCUGGAGGAUCUGGGGGAGCUGGACAAGUUGUUCGACAAGAUGAAGGACCAGAGCCAAUUUGGAAAGCUGGUCGUCACAAUCGGCCAAGCUCAGGCAAACCCUGGUACACCUGUAGGAACCCAGAAGGGUCAUAAAAUAUGA